Messenger RNA from Fraxinus pennsylvanica, 300 nucleotides. NCBI's taxonomy places the organism in Eukaryota, Viridiplantae, Streptophyta, Magnoliopsida, Lamiales, Oleaceae. The record is from the annotation of a GenBank genome assembly.
AUGCUUGGGCUUUUGCCAUAUUACAGCAACAAGCGGAAGGUAUCCACCAUCGACGAUGAGAUUGCUUCGAGAAUAUCUACAGAUACAUGGUGCAGAAACAGCUUAUCAUGGCUGUUGAAGGAACGGCCGCCAUGGGCCCUCACUGGUUUACCAUUCUUUCCGACUACCUCGACAAGAUGGUUCGCUUGCGUAGUUCGACGGAGUGGUUGGACUAUGGACAUUGACAUAUUCUUUCAGUGGCUUUCAGCAAUACCCUUUUCGGGUGGUGGUUUCAAUGAUGCGCCAUCUCAGAAGGUUUAG